AUGCUGACGACACCACUCAUCAAAGAAGGAGAUGAGUCAGGAUACAGGUCCCUGGUAAACAACAUCCUCGUCUAUGGAGAGGAGAACGACCUCAUCCUGAACACAGACAAGACCAAGGAAAUUAUCCUGGACUUUAGGAAGAAUCCUCCCCCUCUACAGCCUCUUAUCAUCAGAGGGAGCGAGGUGGAGAGACCGGACAGCCACAGAUUUCUAGGACUGCAGGUUACAUCAGACCUGAGCUGGGCUCUUAACACAGAAGUCGCAGUGAAAAAAGCUCAGAGAAGGCUUUACUUCAUCAGGCUGCUCAGGAAAGCUGGUCUGAGCAGCCGCCCUCUCACCCAGGCCUACAGAGGACUAACAGAGAGCAUCCUCACCACGAGCAUCACUGUCUGCUACGGGAACACCACUCAGGCAGAGAGGAAGGCUCUGCAAAGAGUCAUUAAGACUGCAGAGGGUGUUGUUGGGACAAAACGUCCAUCCAUGGAAUCCCUGUAUGUGCAGCGCUGCCAGAGAGAGGGGAUCUGCAGAGACCCAGCCCACCCUGCUCACUCUCUGCUUAGACUCAAACGCUGCACGUACAACCUGAGACACAGCAGAGCGGACAAUCAGAUCUCCGAGCUGCUGAAGCCUCACAGAAUCUGUCUGGUGGUGCCUGUUCUUCUUCACCAGUCAUGUGGAAAAUCAGCCAACAGGUUUAUGGUACUGAGUCUGUGGAGAGGUUACCUGGUUCCAAACAAGCAACCACUUCGAGUGGAGAGCUCAUUCAGCUACCUGGAGAUUUCUUCCAUCAGAAUCCACAGCCUCACACAAAUUGUGUUGGAAACAGACAGGCAGAGUCUGUCGUUCAGCAUGCUGCAGGAUGAAGAUCUUGAAGCCGUGAUCAGCCACGUGACUGCGUCAUUGAAAAGAAUUUUCCCUGAUUCAUCACCAGGAAAGUUGUUGAAAACUGUUCCUCAAGACCUCCAGGAGAGACUCGUCACUCUGACCAGCGUGAUAGAGGAGCAGCUAAACAGUCAGCCUGCCCCCUGUGGAGGAUUUUCUGAUACCUACGCUGCUCUUUGUGAUUUUAAUGAAAUACCAUUCAGAGAAGAAAUUCAGUGGGAUGUUGACAACAUCUACUACAAACACAACUGGAGUACUUUCAACCUGCUGGACUUUAGCCACUUAGACAGUCGAGACUUGGCACUGGCAGUGGCAGCUUUGUCCUUCAACCAGUGGUUCACUACGAUCUACUGCAAAGACCUGAAACUGUCCAUUGAGGUCCAGCAGCAGCUGAUGUUCCUGCUGUCCAAGUCUUCAUGUCUCCAGGAGCUCUCAGUGGAGAACUGUGGACUGAAGCUGGACUUUGCAAUCAAAAUGACUGCUGCCCUUCAGGAGAACUCAUCAUCUCCUCUGCAGUCCAUCAACCUGUCAGGCAAUCCUAUUGAAGACAAAGAGGAAUCUGUUACUUCACAGUUUGACAUCAGAGGUAUGACGUUUUGA
Austrofundulus limnaeus is the source of this 1482-nucleotide messenger RNA. Its product is annotated as leucine-rich repeat-containing protein 16A-like. Gene Ontology annotation, biological process: cell migration; regulation of Arp2/3 complex-mediated actin nucleation. Gene Ontology annotation, molecular function: methyltransferase activity; 2-oxoglutarate-dependent dioxygenase activity. Gene Ontology annotation, cellular component: lamellipodium; plasma membrane. The transcript has 12 exons. The record is from RefSeq and is a predicted model, not a curated record. NCBI's taxonomy places the organism in Eukaryota, Metazoa, Chordata, Actinopteri, Cyprinodontiformes, Rivulidae. Bases 1 to 1482 code for a protein of 493 amino acids.